Messenger RNA from Podarcis lilfordi (Lilford's wall lizard), 762 nucleotides. The record is from the annotation of a GenBank genome assembly. NCBI's taxonomy places the organism in Eukaryota, Metazoa, Chordata, Lepidosauria, Squamata, Lacertidae.
AUGACAGCCCAUCUAAACACGCUAAAUACAACCCUUCAGGGGAAAGGAGCCACAGCCCUGCACAUGCUGGAGGAGGUUUUGGCAUUCGAGCGCAAGUUGACAGUGUUUGUCAAAGAUUUCCAGAGAGGUACACUGUCUCACUUUCCCUCUUUGAGAGAGUUCAAACAAAGUCAUGAUACGAUAAAUUUGGAAUAUUUCAAGUCUGCAAUCACCGCAAUGCAAAGCUCGUUUGGGAAACGAUUCUGUGGGUUCAGAGAGGAAAAAAACACAUUAUCCUUCCCUGUCACUCCCCUGGCGAUCGAUCCAUCCCUAUUGAAUAUGACUGCAUUUCCAGGUGUAAGUCAACCUGAUCUUGAGCUGGAACUGGCCGAUAUAGCCGACAAAGAUAUAUGGGUGUCCAAGUUCAAAUGCUUGACCACUACUCUUGAGGAUGUUGCCCGUCAGAAGGCCAUUCUGGCUCAGAAUCAUAAAUGGAGUGAUAUUGAAAACCUUCCCAAACAGGACAAACUUGUAUUCGAAACAUGGAAUGCCAUCCCCAACACUUAUAUAAACAUGAAAAAGUAUGCAUUUGGAGUCCUGUCGAUCUUCGGUUCCACAUAUGUAUGUGAGCAGGUCUUCUCCAACAUGAACUAUAUUAAAAACAAACAUCGAUCAUGCCUCACAGAUGACAGCUUGCAAGCCUGUGUGAAAAUGAAGGUGACGUCUUACAGCCCUGAUUUGCAGACACUGAGCACUGAGGUUCAGGAGCAAAAGUCCCAUUAA